Caenorhabditis auriculariae is the source of this 522-nucleotide messenger RNA. The record is from the annotation of a GenBank genome assembly. NCBI's taxonomy places the organism in Eukaryota, Metazoa, Nematoda, Chromadorea, Rhabditida, Rhabditidae.
AUGAUAAUAUCUUUACGGGAACUCAUGACUUGGACUGGAUUGACCAUUUUUGAGUUGUGGUCGACUUUUGCCGCUGUUUUAGUUUCUUCUGUAUUAUUGGUAUGUUCCUCUGUAUCAAUUCUGCUCAAAUCUCCAAAAAAUACAGGUUAUAAAACUCCAACCGCUGUACGAACUGUCCUAUUGGAUCGUUUUUGCACCUUUGUUACUGGCCUCCAUUUGCAAUUUCUACUUCAUCUUCAUAGUUUUGAUCCGAUCAGUGAUCGACUACAAAGAUUACAAAGGACCGAUACUAAGGUAAGCUUCCGACUAUUUUCUUUUUAUUUUCUUUUGUUUUUUUGCAGGUUUGCUUUCAACACUUUCCGACAAGUGAUGGUGACUCUUUUCUUGAUACUUCUCUGCUACAAAAUGGAAGGAGAUUUGAAUCAAAACCAAGUUGCUGUGAAAUCGAGUUAUGGAGUUGUUUUUCUUCCAAUUUGGAUCUUAAUGGCUGGCUUGGCCAUACAAAUUUGUAGAUUAUUUUGA